This is a messenger RNA of Zingiber officinale, 1234 nucleotides long. Its product is annotated as F-box protein PP2-A13-like. Lineage: Eukaryota; Viridiplantae; Streptophyta; Magnoliopsida; Zingiberales; Zingiberaceae. The transcript is spliced from 3 exons. The coding region runs from base 283 to 1140 and encodes 285 amino acids. The record is from RefSeq and is a predicted model, not a curated record. Gene Ontology annotation, molecular function: protein binding.
CUUCUUUAGUUUAUAAUGAUUUGUAUUAUCCAGAACCACAAACACUAGUUGUUGGCUUUGGCCGGAAGAAUGGAUGGUCGGCUUCUCCUCCGCCACCUGAAUCCACCGCUUUCACCGGCUCGAUCCGCCGUCGCCCUUUUGCUCACAUCCAAAUCCCUCACACUCUACCGCUUCCGCCUCACCUAGCCACCCCCCAGACGCCAUAGAAAUCGCUCCUUUGCUCGCCGUCGUCGUCGCCGUCGGAGCGUACGGUUCGCGGAGGCUAGAGUUAGGGUGCGAGGAAUGGGGGCCGCAGGUUCGAGCGCCGCUGGAUCGGAAGGGGGAAGCGGUCGGACCGGCCUCGGGGAUUUGCCUGAGGGCUGCGUCGCGGAGAUCAUGCUACGGCUGGACCCGACCCAGAUCUGCCGGCUCGCGCGCCUCUCCCGGGUGUUCCGACGGGCGGCCUCGGCGGAUCUCGUGUGGGAGACAAAGCUUCCGAGGAAUUAUAGGUAUUUGCUGCGUAGAGCGUUGGGCGAAGAGAGUUCCGGUGGGCGCGAGUUUGGCAAGAAGGAGAUCUUCGCGCUGCUUUGUCGUCGGAAUGCCUUCGACGGGGAACACACGGAGUUUUACUUGGACAAAAAUGGAGGUUUGAUCUGUAUCGAGAUUUCGUCCAAGGCAUUGACAAUAACUGGAAUUGGUGAUAGGAGAUAUUGGGCCUUCAUUCCAACAGCAGAAUCAAAGUUUCGCACAGUUGCUUACCUUCAUCAGACUUGGUGGCUUGAGGUUCGCGGGGAACAAGAAUUCUGCUUCCCUGAGGGUACAUAUAGUCUCUACUUCCGCCUCCGCUUAGGCAAGGCCAACUUGCGACUCGGUCGUCGGGUCUAUAGCCCGGAGCACAUCCGUGGGUGGGACUUGAAGCCUGUUAGGUUUCAACUAUCAACCUCAAAUGGCCAAUUUGCUCAAACUAAGUGUUACUUAGAUGACCCUGGAAUUUGGAUCGAUUACCAUGUAGGGGACUUUGUUGUGGGGAACUCCGAUGCACCCAUUACAGUCGAGUUCUCGAUGAUUCAAAUCGAUUGUACGCACAUGAAAAGAGGUCUUUGUGUUGAUUUAGUUUCUAUCCGGCCAAAGGACUUCAAUUCUGUUCCCUGCCCUCUUUAACUCGGCAUGGAACGGCGAGUUUCCUGCUUAAAGCGUAGCUAUGGACAUCUUUACAUAAUCAUGUAUUAUGAAUGAUGGGUGAGGUUUUGUUACA